Acanthosepion pharaonis is the source of this 600-nucleotide messenger RNA. NCBI's taxonomy places the organism in Eukaryota, Metazoa, Mollusca, Cephalopoda, Sepiida, Sepiidae. The record is from the annotation of a GenBank genome assembly.
AUGAGAUUUAAAGAACGAAGAAGUUAUCACUCUAUUAAGAAGCAAGGUGAAAGUGCACCAGCUGACGAGCAAACAGCAGCCGAUUUUCCUAAAGCAUUGGCUAAGAUCAUCGAAGAAAACGGGUUUCUUUCUGAACAGAUUUUUAACGUUGACGAAACUGGAUUAUACUGGAAAAAAUUGACAGACCGUUCUUUCAUUUCCAAAAAGGAAAAAUCACUUCCUGGCCGCAACGUCUCAAAAGAAAGUGUAACCGUUAUGUUAGGAGAUCUAUCUAUCUAUCUAUCUAUCUAUCUAUCUAUCUAUCUAUCUAUCUAUCUAUCUAUCUAUCUCAGUCUGUUCAUAUCUAUCUAUCUAUCUAUCUAUCUAUCUAUCUAUCUAUCUAUCUAUCUAUCUCAGCCAACAGUUAAUAUCUAUCUAUUUAUCUAUCCCAGUUUAUUCUUAUCUAUCUAUCUAUCUAUCUAUCUAUCUAUCUAUCUAUCUAUCUAUCUCUUUCAGCCAGUUAAUAUCUAUUUGCCUAUCUUUUUCAGCUCACAGUUAAUAUCUAUCUAUAUAUCUAUCUGUUUUCCGUUUGUUAUGAUUCUUAUGUUUCAAGGGAACUAA